This is a messenger RNA of Nicrophorus vespilloides, 632 nucleotides long. RefSeq lists its product as uncharacterized. The transcript is spliced from 3 exons. Lineage: Eukaryota; Metazoa; Arthropoda; Insecta; Coleoptera; Silphidae. Bases 204 to 596 code for a protein of 130 amino acids. The record is from RefSeq and is a predicted model, not a curated record.
UCUAAGCAAUUAUUCUUUACCAAUAAAUAUCGUGCUCGUUUCUUCAAAAAAACAUUCCUAAACUCUAAAUUUAUUUUAUAAUUUCGUUAAUUUUUUUCUUUUAAUUUUUUUAAUGGCCAUUUGAACAUGUUUUACCUCAUUUUAUGGGGACCUAGUUUAAGUGAUGUAUUUUUUGCCAUUUAUAGCCUGAUAAAGGGCACCAUAUGGUUUUAUCCGGAUGGUUCAUAGACGAGGAUAAAAUUUGUGUUAUGGUCGAUGGGAAUGUUGUCACCGAGGUGCGCGCCGAUAAAGGGGGCAACCUAAAUUGGACUUGGUUAAAGGAAGUAUUUAACAUACAACGAAGGCCUUCAUUGGAUGAAGUCAUAACUGAUUGGCCGAAUCUUCUACAAACAGAGCAUCCUAAGACACCGACGUCUUCCCGAAGGCCAUCAUUAGCUGACUUAAUACCAGAUUGGCCUGUUUUACACCAUUUUACAAAAACGGAGGUUGGAUGUUACCGCACAACACUUCUUUGUAUCAAUACUUCUUUUGUGCACGAUCUGUCACCACAAAAAAACAAUCUUGGAACCGCUGUACAUUACUCCCUGCUUACUUAAUUUUAGUGUCACAAAUUUAAUUCUCCAAAAUGGAUG